Oppiella nova is the source of this 780-nucleotide messenger RNA. The record is from the annotation of a GenBank genome assembly. NCBI's taxonomy places the organism in Eukaryota, Metazoa, Arthropoda, Arachnida, Sarcoptiformes, Oppiidae.
AUGUUUGGAUUCAAAAGCGAGUUUGUGUUGAAAGACAUUGAUUUAGACGUUAACAAGAAGUCAAUUACUGUUAUUCUCGGACCAAAUGGUUCCGGCAAAACGAGUCUAAUGAAUAUAAUUACAGGAUUAGUUGAAUUUGAAGGACAGGUGAAGAUCGGUGGACACGAUAUCACGAAAGAGUCGUAUUUGACGAGAAAUAUGACGGGAAUCUGUCCGCAAGAAAACGUUUACUUCAAAUACCUGUCAAUUAGAGAGCAUUUGAAACUUGUCUCAGAUCUGAAGCAAACUCUACGCGAGAGUGACAGCGGAUAUAAUGGCGGACAUCUGAUCCGUCUCUUGAAUCUGGAGUCAGAGCUGAACAAAGAGGCGUUCAAACUGUCGGGCGGAACACUCAGACGACUGGUGCUGGCGGUGGCCCUCAUCGGUCCCAAUGAUGUCCUCCUAUUGGAUGAGCCGACAGCCGCUUUGGAUCCCAUAAUCCGCCGCAAAGUCUGGGAUCUGAUACUGGACUCAAGAAAUAGUAAAACCGUUUUAAUAACUUCACAUCAUUUAGAAGAGGCUAACCUUCUGUCCGAUCAGAUCUGCAUUAUAUCCAAAGGAAAUAACGAAGAAUUGGUUUAUGAGUUGAACUUUGAAGACAGCCAUAGAUUCAGCGAAAUGUUUGACGACUUGUAUGCAAACGAGAGUUAUUUAGCCAUAAAUGAUAUAUCGCUAGGAAUGACAACUCUUGAGGGCUCGUACGCCAAGAUUGUGUCCAAAAACAAACAGAUGAUGUUUUAA